Molecule: messenger RNA, 3017 nt
Organism: Heterocephalus glaber (naked mole-rat)
Lineage: Eukaryota; Metazoa; Chordata; Mammalia; Rodentia; Bathyergidae
Gene: Sytl3
Product: synaptotagmin like 3
Biological process (GO): intracellular protein transport; exocytosis
Cellular component (GO): exocytic vesicle; plasma membrane
Molecular function (GO): small GTPase binding; neurexin family protein binding
Source: RefSeq, a predicted model, not a curated record
GGCCCCGAGGUGCACCCCAGUCCUCCGGGAGGUGGUGGUUUCCUUUCGCCGUCAGGGUAGCCUGGCGACCCUCUAAACUGCAGGCACUCAUACUAAGCAAAAGUCCAAACUCCAGUUGUGGGAGGGAAGUGUCAUCCUGGCCCCUCCCUCCAGCUCGUAGUGUGUGGAGCAAUUGGAACUUUCUCGGGCUCGGACAGCUAGUGACCAAUUGCAAAGUGAAGGUAUUGAACCAACUGACCUUUUGAUUGUCAAUCCUGCUGACCUAGAAACACUUUAUGGGAAGAUUAGCUUUUAUAGUCAUUCAUAACCUUCUUACUGCUAUUUGUAAACUUCCUCAGGUUGUGGAUUGUUCUGCUUUGCAGGAAUUAUCUGCUUGGAGCCAUGCAUACUUUAUAACAAUCUCUGGCAAAACCUCAGAAAAGAGAUAUGCUCUUGUCUCAGGCGGAUGUCAGAGGCUGUGGCAGAGCCCAGUGAGAACACUCCUCGGGCGCCAGUCCUCCAACAGAGGGACAGGCUCUGGGAGCUGUCUUCUCUGAGGAGUAUGACACAGUUAGAGAAGGAAAAAGAGCUCCAAGCAGAGCACAGGCGAGAGUGAAAUCAGAGAGGGGCUCUUUGAAGAACGCACGGUUGCAGCUGGACUCUGGUACUCACCUGCCGGCUAGACGCUGAAAGUCUGCCAACUUGGGUCCAAGAAAAGGGACAGGACAUGGCCUAUGAAGUGAAUCUGGAUUCCCUCAAGGAGUUAGAGCAGGAGAUCAUCCUUCAGGUCCUCCACCGAGAUCAGGCUGUGCGAAGCAUAGAGGAGGAAAGGAUACGGAGACUGAAGACACAGCUGCAGCAUCUCUGGUGGAGAGGAGUGAAGGGCUCCAGCUGCGAGUACAAGGACAAGUGCUGUGCGCGCUGCCAGCGGACACUGGGGCGGCUGCUGAACCGGGGUGCCGUGUGCCAGGGCUGCAGCCACCGUGUGUGCUCCAAGUGCCGCGUGUUCCUGCACAGGACCUGUACCUGGAGGUGCACCAUGUGCUUCGAGGACAGGCCCAAAAUUCAUAUCGACUCUCUGAGGCAUCCUUUCUGCUUACUUUUCAGAAAUGUGAAAAUAAAAACUGGAGAAUGGUUCUUUGAGGAACGAGCCAAGAAAUUUCCUACUGAAGGCAAACGGGAGACAGUUGGGGCAAAACUCCUGCAAUCUUAUCAGAGGCUGAGCACAAUCUCCGUGGUUCCUCCUACUCCACCUCCACUCAGUGACAGCCAGUGCAGUGGCAGCCCUGGCAGGUUCCAGGAACUUGGUCAGUUUAAAGGAUUUAAUAAGUCGGUGGAAAAUUUGUUUCUGUCUGUUGCCACCCACAUGAAAAAGCUUUCCAAGUCCCAGAAUGACAUGACCUCUGAGAAGCAUCUUCUAGCCACGAGCCCCAGGCAGUGGGCAGGCCAGAUGGAGAGACGGAGCCAGUCAGACACUGCUGUCAACAUCAUCACCAGGAAGGUCAGCACACCAGAUAUUCUGAAAUCUCUCCUUCAAGAAUAUCCCAAACACUCUACUAGCCCUGUUUUGAAGCAAGAGACUCUCCCAUCCAUUUCAACUCCUACCACUUUGUUCUCUGGAGGCUUGAGACACGGAAGUAUAAUUAGCAUUAGCAGCACUUGCACAGAAACGAGUAAUUUUGACAACACUGACGUCACUGGAGAAAUAGAAUUUGCCAUUCGUUAUUGCUUCAAAACUUAUUGUUUAGAAAUAUGCAUCAAGACCUGUAAGAAUCUUGCCUAUGGAGAAGAAAAGAAGAAAAAAUGCAAUCCGUAUGUAAAGACCUACCUGCUGCCUGACAGGUCCUCCCAGGGGAAGCGCAAGACUGGAGUCCAGAAGAACACACUGGACCCAAUCUUUCAGGAGACUUUGAAGUACCAGGUGGACCCUGCCCAGCUGGUGACCCGGCAGCUGCAGGUCUCUGUGUGGCACGUGGGCACGCUCGCCCGAAGGGUGUUCCUUGGUGAAGUGAUUGUUCCUCUGGCCACAUGGGACUUUGAAGACAGUGCAACACAGUCUUUCCACUGGUAUCCGCUCCGAGCCAAGGCUGAGAAAUAUGAAGAUAGUGUUCCUCAGAAUAAUGGAGAACUUGCUGUUCGGGCCAAACUGGUCCUUCCUGCAGAGCCUAGAAAGCUCCAGGAAGCUAAAGAAGGAGAUCAGCCAUCACUUAAUGGUCAACUUUGUUUGGUGGUGCUGGGAGCCAAGAAUUUACCUGUGCGGUCAGAUGGCACCUUAAACUCAUUUGUUAAAGGAUUUCCUAAGAAAAUCCAACAUAGCAGCUACUGAAGACCCUGAUUUCCAAGAAUUCUUGGAAUUUGGAAUGCUGAGGCUUGAUUUGGAAUAGUGUGUUUUAACCUGAACCUCUUAUCUUCUUACUCCUUGUUAUAUCAAUAAAUCAGCUUUGAAAUCAAGUACAAAAAAGUAGUGUUAGUAAAUAUUUCCUUAGCUUAAAACUUCUCUUGGAUUAGCUGACACAUGCAUGAGUCCACCUUUUAUUCUGAGUCAGUGCAGGUGUGUUCGUUAUCUCCAAAAGUAAAGUAAACAACAUUAAUUAUAUUGAAAUGCUGAAUCCCCAGUCACUGACAGAAUGAGAAAAUGACAGCCUGCUUUGUCAAGACAGAACACUUGUGUUCUAAUCCUGUCUCUUCUUUGUAUGGCCUUGGGUCAGCUGAGUUAGCUUUUUAAAAUUUAUUUUCCUGAGAACAGAGGAAAGUGAGAUUGUAUGUAUAAAGCCCUGGUCACUGUAGCACAGAAUGUGCCAUCAAAUAGUGAUUGGUAGAGAUUAUGACGACCACGUGGUCUCAGAAAUCCACUUUGAGGGUAAUACCUGAGGCAGAAUCCACCUCUGAAAAAUCCUAGCAAAAGGGACAUGGCCUUGUAAUGUCCAUCCUAGUUCAUGGCAGAGAAUGGUAUUUACGUUGGAUGCAGCACUUGGUGUUUAGUUUGCACCCAAGUGGAAGAGGGGACAUGUUGAUGGCAGUGGUCACAGGGUCUGUGU